AUGAAUGAGCUCACGUUAGAUGAGGUAAAAAUGCCGUAUUGUCAUCAGUUCGGAAUUUACAGCAAAUGUCCCACCGCAAUGGAUGGCAUGGAACGUUUUGCAUGUCCGACACCGGAUUUGCAAGGACGAUAUCGUUGCAUAGACGAUCAUGUGCUGUGUGAUGGUUUUAUUGAUUGUCCCGAAGGUGAAGAUGAAGAUAGAAGAUCGUGUAUGUUCUAUAAAACGACGAAAGCUCAUUUAGAUGUGUUAGCUGAUGCGCUACUUCGAUGGGCGCGCGGACGUUAAAUGCUGAAUAGCUGAAUAGACUGUCUCUUAAAACCAAAAAAAAAAAUCAUCAAACCAAAGCUGGAGACACCCCCCUACUAAUCCAUUAAUAUAAACCAAAAAGGAAAAACUAACCACUAUAUAAUAUAUGCAACCAAACUGAAUCCACCACGUAAUCCCUAGGACAGGUGGUGCUAAAUCAAAAACUGUAAAAAGUGUCAAGAGAUGAUGGAGCAGAGUUAAGAUAUAAAAGUGUGUAGAACAUGUAUGUACUUAAUGAGUUAAACUAAUA
Teleopsis dalmanni is the source of this 556-nucleotide messenger RNA. RefSeq lists its product as uncharacterized. Bases 1 to 285 code for a protein of 94 amino acids. Lineage: Eukaryota; Metazoa; Arthropoda; Insecta; Diptera; Diopsidae. The record is from RefSeq and is a predicted model, not a curated record. Gene Ontology annotation, cellular component: terminal bouton. The transcript is spliced from 3 exons. Gene Ontology annotation, biological process: positive regulation of MAPK cascade. Gene Ontology annotation, molecular function: transmembrane receptor protein tyrosine kinase activator activity; protein binding.